Neurospora hispaniola is the source of this 868-nucleotide messenger RNA. RefSeq lists its product as uncharacterized. NCBI's taxonomy places the organism in Eukaryota, Fungi, Ascomycota, Sordariomycetes, Sordariales, Sordariaceae. Bases 246 to 563 code for a protein of 105 amino acids. The record is from RefSeq and is a predicted model, not a curated record. The transcript has a single exon.
GUCGAGGUCAGUGUCCAAGUUCCACGGCCAGAUGGAGGGAAGGGGGCGCAUGGGUGCAAACUUGGGUGGGGAGUUGAGGUCCAGAGGACCGACGUGGGUAAUUUUGUGGGUGGGAAGGCAGAUGCGCUUGGGAGCUUCCUGGCAAGAAGAGUCUUCGUCCGAGAUGGAGGAAAAGGUGCGCUUGGUGCACAUGGUGGAAAUGGUGGUGAAACACAUGGUGAUACGUACGGUUGGUGGUUCGGGAGAUGUACCCGAACGCUUGGGUGGUUGGUUGGUGGAGACGGGUGUGGUGGCUUGAGCUGUUGCUGGUAGAAGCUUACUUGGACUUCAAGUCUUGUUGUUCCUGGCAAGUGUUUGUUACUGGUGUUUCUGCUGAUGCUGAUGACAGGAAUCGAACAAUCUUGGUUGAUCCCAACACCGAUACUUAUACCUUUUCGACACUCGUCGACAUGCCCCCAUUCCCAAUAUCAGAUAUCGCUUACAGAACAGCCGGACAAAGAAGGUCAUCGACGACUCCCAAAUCGAUAGGCUCUCGAUUGCCCUCCGCCGAAACCCACGAGUGAACAACGGCACAAAGGCUCCCAUCGGCUACAGCCGUCCGGAACAAUGGAACUCGUACCCGGCUUCGAGAACACUGCCGGGGAAGCAUCCCAUUCGUCUUCCAAGUAGCCUUCGGGUAAGGCUGGUGGACAAUAGGCCUUGUUCAGUGUUCGAGAAGAACAGCGGAAGACGGCCUACUUUCCGGUUGGUCGAAGAAGACAAUGGGCAUUCGUAGGACAGUCUUCCAACCACCGGGCGCUGUUCAUGUGUCCAGAUAGCUUGGGAACCGAACAACAAGCAAGACAUCUCAAUCACCGUACCUAAACCC